Molecule: messenger RNA, 1483 nt
Organism: Vitis riparia (riverbank grape)
Lineage: Eukaryota; Viridiplantae; Streptophyta; Magnoliopsida; Vitales; Vitaceae
Product: UDP-glucuronic acid decarboxylase 5
Exons: 13
Coding region: 156-1193 (345 amino acids)
Biological process (GO): D-xylose metabolic process
Cellular component (GO): cytoplasm
Molecular function (GO): UDP-glucuronate decarboxylase activity; NAD+ binding
Source: RefSeq, a predicted model, not a curated record
UCUGAAGGCGCUACGCGUGAUAAUCGUUACGGAAGAGGGUGGUACUUCUCUCUCUUUCUCUGUCUCUCUGCCACUUUUCGUGCUCUGCAAGCUUCAUCAUUGCUAUUUUCUUCGUUCAUUUCUCGUCUUCUCUCUCCGGAUUGAAAUAGAGUUCAAUGGCGAAGGAAGUUUCCAAUGGGGAUCACAAUUCAGUUACGAAGCCGCCACCGACGCCGUCUCCUCUGCGAAAUUCUAAGUUUUUCCAGUCCAAUAUGAGAAUUUUGGUCACGGGAGGGGCUGGAUUCAUUGGCUCUCACCUUGUAGACAAAUUGAUGCAGAAUGAGAAGAAUGAGGUGAUUGUUGCUGAUAACUACUUCACUGGAUCGAAAGAUAACCUGAGGAAAUGGAUUGGUCAUCCAAGAUUUGAGCUUAUUCGUCAUGAUGUUACUGAGCCAUUGUUGAUUGAGGUUGAUCAAAUAUACCAUCUUGCUUGUCCUGCAUCACCAAUUUUCUACAAGUACAAUCCUGUGAAGACAAUAAAGACAAAUGUGAUUGGCACCUUGAACAUGUUGGGGCUUGCCAAGAGAGUUGGAGCAAGGAUUUUGCUCACGUCAACUUCAGAGGUGUAUGGUGAUCCUCUUGUGCAUCCACAGGAAGAGAGCUACUGGGGCAAUGUCAAUCCGAUAGGAGUCAGGAGUUGCUAUGAUGAGGGAAAGCGAGUGGCUGAAACUCUGAUGUUUGAUUAUCACAGGCAGCAUGGAAUAGAGAUACGGAUUGCCAGGAUAUUCAAUACUUAUGGACCCCGAAUGAAUAUUGAUGACGGGCGUGUUGUCAGCAAUUUCAUUGCUCAAGCAAUUCGUGGUGAAUCCUUGACUGUUCAAGCUCCUGGAACACAAACUCGGAGUUUUUGUUACGUGUCUGACAUGGUUGAUGGACUUGUUCGACUCAUGGAAGGAGACAACACAGGCCCCAUCAACAUCGGGAAUCCAGGUGAAUUUACAAUGCUCGAACUUGCUGAGACAGUGAAGGAGCUUAUCAACCCUAAGGUUGAGAUCAGCAUGGUGGAAAACACACCAGACGAUCCUCGCCAGAGGAAGCCAGACAUCACAAAGGCAAAGGAGUUGCUGGGAUGGGAACCGAACGUCAAGUUGCGUGAAGGCCUUCCCCUCAUGGAGGAGGAUUUCAGGCUGAGGCUUGGAGUGGCAAAAAAUUGAAAUCUAUUAUAGUGAAAAUGUAGCUGGCUGCAGGCAGAUCUGUUUUCCCAGUUACAUCAGAGCGCUUCCUGAUCUUCCCUCCAUGUUUUCCUCCAUUUUCCUAUAUAUUGUCAUAUAGAAUAAAUGGGACCAGUGGGCUUUUCAUUUGUUAUGAAGUUAUCAUAUAAACAGAGGAAUAUUUUCUCAAGUUCGGCAGUCCGCAGUCAAGAGUGUUAUUAAGUAUAUCUAAUUAUAUAUAAAUAUAACUACAUAUAUUCAAGAAACGAUUUGUUUGCGGCUUAGAAGCGUGA